AUGCCCCACUCUUUGUUUGUUGUAUUGCUCAUCUUGCUGCUGGGCUGCAUCAGUGGGUAUGCACAAGAAGAGGGUCCGCAAGAAGAAACGGUCCCCAUCGUUGAUUCUAUUCCUAGUGAACUUUUUAAGUCAAUUAAUAUGAGUCAACCAACGAGGAGCGGCAAUAACGUGCAAUUAGAGGCAGUCCAUCAAUUUCAUGCCCCACAUCUUUUUUUCUUUAAUGGUUAUCUUGUGUCAAUUACGGCUGCUGCAGUAUACCAGGAUCGGGAUACUAAACAGAAUGAAUUCAUUAAACUUCUGAAAAAAAACAAAACCGUGGAAAGUGAAACUGUACUUAAAUGGAAUGAAAGUAAUGGAUAUGUGUUUCAUUAUACCCAAGCAGAAAAAUCCGUGAAAGAUGUUUUUGAUAACGAUAAGAAAGACUACCAAGCUGUGCUUGCUCUUGUGGAAAGCAGCAACCCUCCAAGUCAAGAAGGUUCUGUUCUUCGCAUUGUGUGGAUGAAAAGAGGCAAGUCUGAACCUUCAGUUUAUUCGGUGGUGUACGACCGUCAUGUUGGUAGUUCUGUCUUGCCGCGUGGAGAUUCAACGGUUCUUCGUUUCCUUGUUGACACAAGCACAUCAAUUUUGACGAUGAAAAACAACGCUUCUGUGUUUCCCGUACAAUUUGUUACGAAUGAUAACAAAACCAUUUCUACAGUAAUGUAUCGCAGACCCGAUGAACAACAGUGGAAAAUUGGGGGAGCUUUGCCUCAUAUGGACACUUAUAAUCCUGCUAUUCUCGAGUUGGAAGAUGGUAAGUUAGUGAUGAUUGCUCAUCAUACCAGCGGCUAUUACAGAGUGUACGAGUCCACCGAUUUGGGAAAGACAUGGACAGAGUCUACCAGUACACUCUCUCGUGUGUGGUCCACCUCCACUGUAGCUACUAACAUACCAAUUACUGAGCGUGGAAGUCAAAACAAUUUUAUUACUGCAACGAUUGGUGAGAAGCGUGUCAUUCUUUUUCUGCAGUCUGUGGAAACUGAAGAAGAGAACGAACUCCAUCUGUGGGUGACUGAUAAGACACAUAUUAAUCGUGUUGGCAUGAUUGUUAAGGAUAAAAAAGUAAAGAGUAGCACUUUAUUGUUCAAGGAUGACAAAUUGUACUGUCUGUAUGAGUCGAGUAAAGAGGAAGGGAAGUACACAGUUCUUUUCGUGGACCUGACGAACAAGGUGAACAAGAUAAAAGAGGUGUUAAAUACGUGGGAUACUAUUGCAUCCAAGGGUAUCUGCUGCACUGAUGAAGCAUGUACAUCUUUUGAUUGUCGUAUUUCCACCACUAAGCUUGUGGGCUAUUUGUCAGGAACCAUCGAUGAGGAGAGUAACUGGAAGGAUGAAUACCUCGGCGUGGAUGCUUCUGUAAGUGGUACGGUAAAGAAGAAUCCUAAUGGAUUUACGUUCAUGGGUAUUGGUGCGGGAGCAAUGUGGCCUGUGAGUAUAAAUGAAAUGGCGAGGCAGUAUCACUUUACAAACUACGCAUUUACUCUUGUGGCGACGGUGGCUAUCCACGCGGCACCAAAGAAGGGCAGCAGUCCUUUGUUGGGUGUAAGUCUGUUAGGCGCUGGACACAGUAUUCUUUUGGGGUUGUCGUACAAUAAAAACAAAACGUGGAACACAAUACACAGGAAUGUCGUCCAGGCUUCAGAUAUUAGAUGGGAAGUGGACAGAACAUAUACUGUGGUAUUGACAUUUGCGAAUAGCGACUGUUCGGUGCAAAUUGACGGAGAUCCCAUGGGUUUUGUGGAACAUAACUUCAACAGAGAAACAGAGGAGAUUUCCCACUUUUACUUUGGUUCCGACGGAGAGGCUGGAGACAGUACCUUCGCAACAGUGACAAAUAUUAUGCUGUACAACAGCGUGCUCACACAAACCGAGAUUGAUGCACUGAUAAAGAAGAAGUUGGUUAUUUCCUUGUCAGAGAGUGUCAAGCAGAUGCUAUCAGAAGAAAUAAAGAUGCAAUCUACUCUCCCGACCCCUGCUACCAGCAGUACGGCAGGACCUCAUUCAAUGAAGAAACCACAGAAUACGAACAGUGGAAAUCAAGGGAACGCAACGAACCGUAAACAAGGAUCUGAUGGUACUGUUUCUAUCUAUGCAUCUGUACUGCCAAUGCUUGUUCUGGGAUUGUGGGCUCUUGCAACAGUUUUCCCAUAA
Trypanosoma theileri is the source of this 2190-nucleotide messenger RNA. RefSeq names its product trans-sialidase. Gene Ontology annotation, cellular component: cytoplasm; membrane; intracellular membrane-bounded organelle. The coding region runs from base 1 to 2190 and encodes 729 amino acids. Lineage: Eukaryota; Euglenozoa; Kinetoplastea; Trypanosomatida; Trypanosomatidae. The record is from RefSeq and is a predicted model, not a curated record. Gene Ontology annotation, molecular function: exo-alpha-sialidase activity. Gene Ontology annotation, biological process: oligosaccharide catabolic process; ganglioside catabolic process. The transcript has a single exon.